Molecule: messenger RNA, 1181 nt
Organism: Chroicocephalus ridibundus (black-headed gull)
Lineage: Eukaryota; Metazoa; Chordata; Aves; Charadriiformes; Laridae
Gene: THAP8
Product: THAP domain containing 8
Exons: 3
Coding region: 48-1025 (325 amino acids)
Source: RefSeq, a predicted model, not a curated record
CUGGGGCUGGUUCAAGAGCGGGGCUGGGGCUCGGGGAGAGGGGCCAAAUGGGCUUUUUGAGGGCAGGCGGGAAGCCCCCCGAAAGGUGGGAGGACCCCGGGGUGGGAUUAUCCAAGGUGGGGUGGCCCAAAAUGGGGGCCUCUGGGGCUCCAGAGAAGGGGGUUGUGGGGACACCCCCCACCACCACCACCACCAUGUGUCCUGUUAACCCCCCCUGCCCCUCCAGGUUCCCGCUGCAGGACGCGGCGCGGCUCCGGCAAUGGCUGGCGCACAUGCGGCAGGAGAACUGGGUGCCCACCCGCCACCAGCACCUCUGCAGCGACCACUUCGAGCCCUCCUGCUUCCAGUACCGCUGGGGCGUGCGCUACCUGCGCCCCGAUGCCGUCCCUACCAUCUUCCCCCCCAGCCCCCCGAAACAGGAGACUCCCAGCACGCCAGCAGGCGCCACCCAGCCUAAGCAGCCCCUCCCAGUGAGCGUCACAGAGCCAGUGACACCGGAACGGCUACCCAUCCCCAAAACCACCCUGGCCACGGCCCUGGAGCCCGCCGCGCCGCUGCCAUCCCGGCGGGUGGAGCAGGCAGAGGGGGCGACCGUUCCCCCGCCGUCACCAGCGGUGACUGUCCUCUCCUCCGCCCUGACGCUUCCCAUAGUCUCCACCGUCCCCAUCGUAUCACAGGCGGUGACGGGGACGUCCCCGCCGGGGGAGCUGAGCACGGAGGAGCUCGUGGCGGUGGCGCUGGUGCUGCAGCGGAGGGUGAAGGUGCUGCAGCAGCGGCGGCGGCGGCACCGGGCCCGGCUGGAGGCCAUGGAGGGGCUGGUGGAGCAGCUGCGGCGGGAGAGCCUGCUCUCCGAGGAGAGGCUCCAGCUGGCCUGCUUGCAGCCGGGCCCGGUGACACCGGAUCCCACUGGCACCGUCACCAUCAUCUGCCGGGAGGAGGAGGAGGAGGAGGAGGAGGCGGCGUUGGUCUAUGCCGUGCCAUCACCGGCAGGGACGGCCGGUGGCCUCAGCCUGGAGCAGCUGUGACGCGGUGGCAGCGUCACCAGGAACCUGCUGGGACACUGAGCGGGGGGAUGGCCCUCCCUGAGGACACCGCGCUGCGCCUCGGGUGUCACCCAGAAGCCAGGGGCCACCCCCCCACCCCGGGGGGAGGGGACACUUUAUUUUUGUAUUUAAGGUUUA